Molecule: messenger RNA, 933 nt
Organism: Toxotes jaculatrix (banded archerfish)
Lineage: Eukaryota; Metazoa; Chordata; Actinopteri; Toxotidae
Product: odorant receptor 131-2-like
Exons: 1
Coding region: 1-933 (310 amino acids)
Biological process (GO): G protein-coupled receptor signaling pathway
Cellular component (GO): membrane
Molecular function (GO): G protein-coupled receptor activity
Source: RefSeq, a predicted model, not a curated record
AUGGCAACCAAUAACUCUUCAGUAUACAAGAUCAAUGAUCGGGUCAUUUUAGUUCAGGUGCUGGUGUCACUUUUCCUGUGCAUCAACUUUUUGCUAAUGACAACUUUUUUAAUGAGGGAUUUCUUCUACACAACUAUGCGUUACAUUUUAUUUGCUAUUACACUACUGUCUGAUAGUGUAUUUUUACUCAUGACUGAUAUCCUGCUCAUUUUGAGCUACUUUCAUUUUACAAUACAAAUGUGGCUGUGCCUUAUUAUGUAUAUUGUCUUGUCUCUGUACACCUUUGUAACACCAGUUACUCUGACAGCAAUGACCCUGGAGCGCUACGUGGCCAUUUGCAUGCCACUGCGCCACGGAGAGCUGUGCUCCACACGCAGUGCUCUGCAUGGCAUUCUCAUCAUUCAUGGCCUCAGCUCUGUGCCCUGCAUUGUUGUUCUCUCCAUCUUCUUUGCAUCUGCGACCCACAGCUUCUACACCAAGAGUGGAAUAUGCUCUGUGGAGAUGUUCAUCCUUCACACUUGGCAGGGUCAUAUUAGGUCAGCUAUAAGUGAGUUCUACUUCUUGAUCAUGUGUAUCACCAUUGUGUUCUCAUAUGUUAAAAUUAUGAAAGUGGCCAGAGCUGCAUCAGGAGAGAGUAAAAAGUCAACAUGGAAAGGGCUCAGAACAGUUCUUCUUCAUGGUUUCCAGCUGCUCCUCUGUCUCAUCCAGCUUUGGUGUCCAUUCAUAGAAGCUGCUGUACUUCAGACUAAUUUCAUGUUAUUCAUUAAUGUCAGGUACUUUAACUAUGUAACUUUUAUUCUUGCUCCAAGAUGUCUGAGUCCUCUCAUUUAUGGUCUCAGGGAUGAAAUCUUUUUCCAUGCACUGAAAUACUAUGCUCUCUGUGGCUUGUAUAAGAAAUAUCAGAGUUCUUUUCAUGACAAAUUUAAGUCAUGA